Messenger RNA from Salarias fasciatus (jewelled blenny), 2002 nucleotides. Its product is annotated as noelin-3-like. The transcript is spliced from 6 exons. Bases 64 to 1488 code for a protein of 474 amino acids. Lineage: Eukaryota; Metazoa; Chordata; Actinopteri; Blenniiformes; Blenniidae. The record is from RefSeq and is a predicted model, not a curated record. Gene Ontology annotation, biological process: signal transduction.
GCGGUCCGCGCUCCCGCAGCACCGAGCAGACGCGGCGGAGGUGAGCGCGCGGACGGCGGCUCCAUGUUCACGGACUGCAGCCCGGAGAGAAGCGGCCGCCCGGAGCCCGUCAGCAUGCGGCUCCCGUUCAGCGUCCUGUACCCCGUCCUCUCCCUCGCCGUCUUCGGAUUGUACCCCUCCAUGACGAUCGGCCCGAAGGAGGGCUGGCAGGUGUACAGCUCGGCCCAGGAUGCCGACGGCCGCUGUAUCUGCACGGUGGUGGCGCCGGAGCAGAGCCUGUGCUCCAGAGACGCCAAGAGCAGGCAGCUCCGCCAGCUCCUGGAGAAGGUGCAGAACAUGUCCCAGUCCAUCGAGGUGCUGAACCUGCGAACUCAGAGGGAUUUCCAGUACGUCAUGAAGAUGGAGAACCAGAUGAAGGGCCUGAGGACCAAGUUCAGGCAGAUUGAAGACGACAGGAAAUCCGUCAUGGCCAGAAAUUUCCAGGAGCUUAAGGACAAGAUGGACGAGCUGAAGCCGCUGAUCCCCGUGCUGGAGCAGUACAAGAUGGACGCGGCGCUCAUCUCCCAGUUCAAGGAGGAGAUCAGGAACCUGUCGGCGGUGCUGACGGGCAUCCAGGAGGAGCUCGGGGCCUACGACUACGACGAGCUGUACCAGCGGGUCCUGCGUCUGGACAACAGGCUCCGCAGCUGCAUGGGCAAGCUAACGUGUGGGAAAUUAAUGAAAAUCACUGGACCUGUGACAAUAAAGACAUCUGGAACCCGGUUUGGGGCAUGGAUGACUGAUCCUCUCGCAUCUACCAGAAACAACAGGGUGUGGUACAUGGACAGUUACACCAACAGCAAGAUUGUGCGCGAGUACAAGUCGAUGGAUGAAUUUGUGGCGGGGGUGGUGUCGCGAACCUACAGCCUGCCGUUCAAGUGGGAGGGAACCAACCACAUCGUGUACAACGGGUCGCUGUACUACAACAAGUACCAGAGCAACAUCAUCGUCAAGUACAGCUUCGAGACGGGCAGCGUGCUGGCCCAGAGGGCGCUGGAGUUCGCCGGCUUCCACAACAUGUACCCGUACACGUGGGGCGGGUACUCGGACAUCGACGUCAUGGCCGACGAGCUGGGGAUGUGGGUGGUCUACGCCACCAACCAGAACGCCGGGAACGUGGUCAUCUCCCAGAUCGACCCCGACACGCUGCAGGUCCUGAAGACCUGGACCACCGAGUACUCCAAAAGGAACGCCGGCGAGUCCUUCAUGAUCUGCGGCACGCUCUACAUCACCAACUCCCACCUGUCAGGGGCCAAGGUUUACUACGCCUACUCCACCAAGACGUCCAGCUAUGAGUACAUAGACAUCCCGUUCCACAAUCAGUACUUUCACAUCUCCAUGCUCGACUACAACGCUCGGGAGAGAGCGCUGUACGCCUGGAAUAACGGACACCAGGUGAUAUUCAACGUCACCCUGUUCCACGUCAUAAAAACCGACGACGACUCCUAAACGUGAUUGUUUUUCAAACUGAAGCACCAUGGCUGUGACGCGACGACGUACGGAUUGAACCACUCUUUGUUUCAGCAGAUAGGGACUGCUGUGAUCCUGACUCGUCAUUACUUGAACUUUUCUAAUGGAUUCUCGGCGAACUCGAGCAUGGAGACCAAUGACUCACUACUUUAUUUAUUUAAUUUUUUUUUUUUUUUUUUUAACGAUUUCCCAUUGCUGCUGAUCGGACAGGUCUGCCUUACUUGCUAAUUGUUGGAUCUGCCGGCUGAAGACUCCUGACAGCUUUUGCAUGAAUGUUGACAUUUUGUCUGCAGUGACUCGCUGUGACCUUGUACCGCUGUGUUUCUGUUGCCUACUCACAGUGUUUGCUUUCAUUGUCGAUUUCAAUGUGUAUUUAAAGGUAUUUAAACUACUGCAUAUUUGCUACCAUAAGCUAAGUGGUUAUAAAAUAUAGUGGCCCUUCUUUUGAGGACAACUCUGUAAGAUUUUGCCAUGACAUCCGUCUCUGUGGAAA